Crotalus tigris (Tiger rattlesnake) is the source of this 3112-nucleotide messenger RNA. Its product is annotated as zinc finger protein 678-like. The transcript has 4 exons. Lineage: Eukaryota; Metazoa; Chordata; Lepidosauria; Squamata; Viperidae. The record is from RefSeq and is a predicted model, not a curated record. The coding region runs from base 702 to 2948 and encodes 748 amino acids. Gene Ontology annotation, biological process: negative regulation of transcription by RNA polymerase II. Gene Ontology annotation, molecular function: DNA-binding transcription repressor activity, RNA polymerase II-specific.
UUCCAACAUCGUCAGGGUUAGAGCUAGUUAGUGGGAAAAGCUUAUAUAAGAUUACCAAGCGUUUGCAUCUGGCUUCUGGACCGCGUCAUCAGUCCCAGCUGAUUAGAUUGUGUCCUAAAGGUAUAUUUGACACCAGCAUCCAGCCCUCUCCUAUUUCUCCUUGUACACUCCCAUUCACUCCCUCGUCACUGAUUCUUGGGUUGAGUGGGAUCCUUCCCCCGCAUUAUAUAUAUUAUAAUGUGACAUGAUAGUAGUAUUUAUAUUUAUAUAAAGCUGCAAGUUUGUCUAAGCAUCAAUAUGACUUCAUUUGGACACCUGCGCAAUUCCCUGACACUCCCUUUCCUACCCUUUGAGCAUAAGAACCUGAAUUCCACAUAGACUCCUCCAGAGGGCGCACGCUAACAAGCCCUUCCCUAAUGGGCCACUGGAGAGCUAAAGUCACGGCUACUUUUUCAGAGGAGGCUGAGAAGGAAGUGACGGCUGUGAACCUUGCAACUCUAGGACGCCAUAUUCUCUCUCUUUAACCCCUGGAGCUCCGCGGGAGGCGAAGAGUUGGCGGGAGAGCCUCGCGGGGGAAAAGAUUCACACCUGUCUUAGGUGGGGAGGUACACAAAUUGGAAGUGAUUUCUACAUCUUUGCAUAUACACAAGAUUAUUUCUUAGCUAAAGGCAGGCGGCAACAGAAUUUCAAGAAGCAGACUUAUGAAUGAAAUGUCUUUAGGAGAUCCAGAAGAUUUCUUGUACCCAUUUGGAGUUGCCUUACAGGACAGAGGCAGGAUGGAGACAGAACUUUUAGCAAGUGAAGCGACUGGAAAAAAUCUUUCGGUUGUUCAGCCUGGCAGCUGUGGAGAGAUCUGGGCAAGAAGCGGGCAGAAGAUCCCGGAGAAGGAACCCAUCCUCCAUUCAGAAGUUCAGCCCUGCAGCUUCAGGAGCAUCCAAUACCAGGAGGCUGAGGGCCCCCGAGGACUUUGCAGCCGACUCCAUGACAUUUGUAGGCGAUGGCUGAGACCAGAAAAGCACACCAAAAUGCAGAUGCUUGAUCUGGUUGUUCUGGAGCAGCUGCUGAUCCUUCUGCCCCCCCUCCCCCCAGAUGGAGAGCUCAGUGCGGAGACCAGCUCCCAGGCGGUGGCUCUGUUGGAAGCCUUUGUUUUGAGUCAGGUGGAGGAACAAAAGGAGCAGAUCAAGUCCCAGGAGGGCCAUGUGUCCUUUGAAGAGGUGACUGUAUAUUUCUCUGAGGAGGAGUGGUCUCGACUGGAUCCUGACCAAAAAACGCUGCAUUGGGAAGUCAUGGUGGAAAAUCAUAGGAAUGUGGCCUCUCUGGAUAAUAAUGGACAAGAAAAUGAAAAUUCCCAAGAACCAUUCCGAGGGAUGACUCGUGGAGACAGACUGGAGAAGCCUGCAAAUCAAAUGGUAGUAGAGAGACAUGAGAGAAACCAGUCAAAUAAUUGGAAUCGGGAAAGUUCUUCCAUUGAUGCUCCAAUGCAGGACUUUCUUGCCCAACAAGGAAAAAUAAAGAAAAAAUGCAUUACGAAAAACGUAAAACUGUUCAAAGACAAAUUAGAUGUGAAUGAACACGAUCCAACCCAAACCAAAGGAGAAAGUAAAAUAUGCAGAGGCAAUGGAAAAAAAUUGACUCUUUCUUGUGAAAAGGAGUCCUUUACAUCUCAGAAAAGGAUACAUGUAGGAGAGAAGCCGUAUACAUGUUUGGAAUGUGGAAAGAGCUUCAGAAGAAGCAGUCAUCUUACUUCCCAUAACUGGAUCCACACAGGGGAGAGGCCAUAUAACUGUAUGCAGUGUGGAAAGGGCUUCAGUGAAAGGAGUUCUUUUAUUUCCCAUAAAAGGAUCCACACAGGGGAGAAGCCAUAUAAAUGCCCUGAAUGUGGAAAGGGCUUUAUUAAGAGCAGUCAUCUUACCUCCCAUAAAAGAGUCCACACAGAGGAGAAGCCGUAUAAGUGCACAGAGUGUGGAAAGAGUUUCAGAGAGAGCGGUUCCCUUACAUGUCAUAAAAGGAUCCACACAGGAGAGAAGCCAUAUCAAUGCAUGGAGUGUGGGAAGAGCUUUAUUCAGAGCAGUCAACUUACUUCGCAUAAAAGGAAACACACAGGGGAGAAGCCAUAUCAGUGCAUGGAGUGUGGGAAGAGCUUUACUAAGAACAGUAGUCUUACUUCCCAUAAAAGGAUCCACACAGGGGUGAAGCCAUAUAAAUGCCCUGAAUGUGGAAAGGGCUUUAUUAAGAGCAGUCAUCUUACCUCCCAUAAACGAAUCCAUACAGAGGAGAAGCCGUAUAAGUGCACAGAGUGUGGAAAGAGUUUCAGAGAGAACCGUUCCCUUACAUGUCAUAAAAGGAUCCACACAGGAGAGAAGCCAUAUCAAUGCAUCGAGUGUGGCAAGACCUUUAUUCAGAACAGUAGUCUUACUUCCCAUAAAAGGAUCCAUACAGGAGAGAAGCCCUAUAAAUGCAUGGAGUGUGGAAAGAGCUUCACUUUUAGUCAUUCUCUUACUAUGCAUUACUGGAUCCAUACAGGGGAGAAGCCAUAUAAGUGCACAAAGUGUGGAAAGAGCUUCCGUGGAAAUUCGUCUCUUACUGUUCAUAAAAGGAUCCACACAGGAGAGAGGCCCUAUAAAUGCAUUGAAUGUGGAAAGAGCUUCCCUAAUAGCGGUGACUUUGUUUUCCAUAAAAAGAUCCACACGGGGGAGAAGCCACAUAAAUGCAUGGAGUGUGGGAAGAGCUUUAUUAAGAACUCCCAACUUAUUUACCAUAGUAGGAUACAUACCGGGGAGAAGCCUUUUAAAUGCAUGGAAUGUGGAAAGAGUUUUUCUAUGAACAGUUAUCUUAAUACCCAUAAAAAGAUCCACAUAGGGGAGAAGCCUUAUAAGUGUAUGCUGUGUGGAAAAUGUUUUAUGACAAGCAGUAAUUUUAACUCUCAUAAAAGGAUCCACAAACUGUAGAAGCCAUACAAGUCUGUGAAAUAUGGGAAAAUUUCAAGAGAACCAAUGACCGAAUCUUCCAUAUACGGGUACAUUUGGGUGAGAAUCUGUUUCAUGUUCCAUAUACAUGUUUAAUGUUUAAAUGUUCGGUUUAGUUUUUGAAAUAUAUGCAUUUCCUAAUUACA